Hypomesus transpacificus is the source of this 495-nucleotide messenger RNA. RefSeq names its product ATP synthase membrane subunit f (gene atp5mf). The record is from RefSeq and is a predicted model, not a curated record. Gene Ontology annotation, molecular function: proton-transporting ATP synthase activity, rotational mechanism. The coding region runs from base 89 to 358 and encodes 89 amino acids. Gene Ontology annotation, biological process: proton motive force-driven mitochondrial ATP synthesis. The transcript is spliced from 4 exons. Lineage: Eukaryota; Metazoa; Chordata; Actinopteri; Osmeriformes; Osmeridae.
UAGUGGACAAGAGGUUGAGUUAUCUCCCACAAUCCUUUACUCCAUUUCACUCCCAUCGUCCACCGCGGUUUACUCUCCACCGAUCAAGAUGGCGGAUAAAAUAGUUCCCGUGGCCGAGAAGCGGCUGAUGGAGGUGAAGAUUAACGAGCUGGGAUCCUGGUUGGGCACAAGGGACUUCACCCCCAACGGUCUCCUUGCAUCCGUCCGCAGGGGCCAUGACAGAUACUACAACAAGUACAUCAAUGUGAAGAAAGGAGGUGUUGGUGGUGUGGCUAUGCUGCUGGUUGGCUACGUGGCCCUCAGUUACCUCUGGGAGUAUGACCACAUCAAGCAUGACCGGUGGAGGAAGUACCACUAGACCUUGAUGUGACCUUUAACCUCCAGGGUCCCCUGCCCCACCCUCCCUCUGCCCCCUGGCCAGCCGGCAGCACAGGGGGACCUGUCUCCUGCUCUGUACUAUAUGACCAUUGUGACAAAUAAAAACACUUAAAAGAA